Molecule: messenger RNA, 15312 nt
Organism: Aquila chrysaetos chrysaetos
Lineage: Eukaryota; Metazoa; Chordata; Aves; Accipitriformes; Accipitridae
Gene: TENM4
Product: teneurin transmembrane protein 4
Exons: 33
Coding region: 641-9130 (2829 amino acids)
Biological process (GO): heterophilic cell-cell adhesion; signal transduction; neuron development
Cellular component (GO): neuron projection; membrane
Molecular function (GO): protein homodimerization activity; cell adhesion molecule binding; protein heterodimerization activity
Source: RefSeq, a predicted model, not a curated record
AGAGAGAGAGAGCGAGGCGAGGAGAGGAGGAGGAGGAGGGGGGGAAGCUUUAAAUAAAGCCUUUGGAUUGCAGCUGCUUAUUUUGGGCAGUCCUACCAGGGACGAUUCCUGCCAGGAAAGAAGCUGGACCGGUCCUUUCUUUUUUUUUUUUUUUUUUUUUUUUUUUUAAUUUUUUUUUGAUUUUGGUUUUUUUUUUUUUUGUGGGGGUGGCAGUGGUGUAUUGCCGAGCUGCCUGCUGCGAUGAGCUCCGGCGCCUGGCUGUAGUUGCCCACUUUGGGAUCGCUGGACACAUAAGUGGCAUUUCGGUGGGGGGGAAGCCUGCAGACAUGUGAGAAUGGCUGGACCAUUGCAGUGGCGCACUGAUUUUUGUGGAUGGUGAACACAAAAAGGGGAUUGAGAAGAGACCACCCGAGUUAUUCUGACACAUGACUUGAGUGCUUUCUAUUCUUAGACAGAUGAGGAUCUGAAAUAUGUAGACUGAGAAUAACACAUGUCCAGGUUAAAACUGUAUCCUACAAGAAGUAUUUGAUGGAUUAUUCCUAGAUAUUUCUAAGAAGGUAAAUACAAAAAGUGAGUUAUUCCAAUCUGACCACCAUACAGACGUCAUUAUUUUAAUGUUGAAUACUCAGACAAGGGUGCCAUGGAUGUAAAAGAAAGGAAACCGUAUCGAUCUCUGACUCGGCGCCGCGACACUGAGCGCCGCUACACCAGCUCUUCAGCCGAGAGUGAGGACAGCAAGGUACCCCAGAAGUCCUACAGCUCCAGCGAGACCCUGAAGGCUUAUGAUCAAGACUCCAGGUUGACCUACAGCAAUCGGGUCAAAGACAUGGUGCACCAGGAGGCCGAUGAAUUCUGCCGAGCGGGAGCCAACUUCUCUUUGCGAGAGCUGGGUCUCGAAGAUGUGACACCCACACAUGGGACCUUGUACCGGACUGAUAUCGGCCUGCCUCACUGUGGCUACUCCAUCAGCGCCGGCUCGGAUGCCGACACGGAGGCAGACGUGGUCAUGUCGCCUGAGCACCCGGUGAGGCUCUGGGGACGCAACACCAAGUCCGGACGCAGCUCCUGCUUGUCGAGUCGGGCCAACUCCAACCUCACCCUCACUGACACGGAGCACGAGAACACCGAAACCGGUCCUCCCCUCCGUUGUUCGUCCGCCUCCUCCCCCCCCCCCGAGCAGUCCCCCUCCCCUCCCCCCUCGCCGCCGGCCAAUGAGGGCCCGGGGCGGUUGCUGGGCAACGGCGCGGCCCAGCCGGCCGCGGACUCUGACUCUGAGGAAGAGUUUGUCCCUAAUUCAUUCUUAGUUAAAAGUGGCUCUGGAAACCUCUGUGUCGCCGCCAACGAUCAUCCUCCAAAUCUUCAAAAUCAUUCAAGACUUAGAACUCCACCACCUCCAAUAUCACAUGCUCACACCCCAAAUCAACAUCACGCGGCCUCUAUCAAUUCCCUAAACAGAGGGAACUUCACUCCACGCAGCAACCCCAGCCCAGCUCCUACGGACCACUCUCUUUCUGGAGAACAACCAGCCAGCACACAAGAGCCAGCCCAUGCUCAGGACAACUGGUUACUUAACAGUAACAUCCCACUGGAGACUAGAAACAUAGCAAAGCAGACAUUCCUAGAGACAUUGCAGGACAACCUCAUUGAGAUGGACAUUCUCACCUCCUCCCGACAUGACGGUGCUUACAAUGAUGGGCACUUCCUGUUCAAACCUGGAGGCACUUCUCCCCUUUUUUGUACAACAUCGCCGGGAUAUCCCUUGACGUCCAGCACUGUGUACUCACCUCCCCCUAGGCCCCUUCCCAGAAGUACCUUCUCUAGGCCUGCCUUUAACCUGAAGAAACCCUAUAAGUACUGUAACUGGAAAUGCGCUGCUCUGAGUGCCAUUGUCAUCUCAGUCACGCUGGUGAUCCUGCUGGCGUAUUUCAUAGCCAUGCACCUGUUUGGCCUAAACUGGCACCUGCAGCCGAUGGAAGGGCAGAUGUAUGAAAUCACGGAAGACACAGCCAGCAGUUGGCCAGUGCCAACGGACGUCUCCUUAUAUCCUUCGGGGGGCACAGGGUUAGAGUUACCUGACAGGAAAGGCAAAGGAACCAGUGAAGGAAAGCCCAGUAGUUUCUUUCCAGACGACAGUUUUAUAGACUCUGGAGAAAUUGAUGUUGGCAGACGAGCCACACAGAAGAUCCCUCCUGGUAUCUUUUGGAGAUCUCAGGUGUUCAUCGACCACCCUGUGCAUCUGAAAUUCAAUGUGUCUUUAGGAAAGGCUGCUCUGGUUGGCAUCUAUGGCAGAAAAGGCCUCCCGCCAUCACAUACACAGUUUGACUUUGUCGAGCUCCUUGAUGGAAGACGUCUACUGACACAGGAGGCGAGAAGCUUAGAAGGACCUCAGCGGCAACACAGAGCUUUUGUGCCCCUGUCCAGCCAUGAGACAGGGUUUAUCCAGUAUUUAGAUUCAGGAAUAUGGCAUUUAGCCUUCUACAAUGAUGGCAAGGAGUCGGAAGUAGUUUCUUUUCUUACUACCGCUAUUGAAUCAGUGGAUAAUUGUCCCAGUAAUUGCUAUGGGAAUGGAGACUGCGUGUCUGGGACUUGCCAUUGCUUCCUUGGCUUUCUGGGCCCUGACUGUGGCAGAGCAUCCUGCCCAGUGCUGUGCAGUGGAAAUGGACAGUACAUGAAGGGGAGAUGCUUGUGCCAUAGCGGCUGGAAAGGAGCAGAAUGUGAUGUCCCGACGAACCAGUGCAUUGACGUCUCCUGCAAUAACCAUGGCACGUGCAUCAUGGGGACCUGUAUCUGCAACCCAGGAUACAAAGGCGAGAGCUGUGAAGAAGUGGACUGCAUGGAUCCUACCUGCUCGGGACGAGGCGUGUGUGUGCGAGGAGAAUGUCACUGUUCAGUUGGCUGGGGAGGAACAAACUGUGAGACCCCAAGAGCCACUUGUCUGGACCAGUGCUCUGGUCAUGGGACCUUCCUCCCAGAUACUGGACUCUGCAGCUGCGAUCCCAACUGGACCGGACAUGAUUGCUCAAUCGAGAUUUGUGCAGCGGACUGCGGAGGACACGGCAUUUGUGUCGGAGGCACCUGCCGCUGCGAGGAGGGAUGGAUGGGCACAGCCUGUGAUCAGCGAGCGUGUCACCCACGCUGCAAUGAGCACGGGACAUGCCGGGAUGGCAAGUGUGAAUGCAGCCCGGGCUGGAACGGAGAGCACUGCACUAUUGAGGGAUGCCCUGGCUUGUGUAACGGCAACGGCAGAUGCACUCUGGACAUGAACGGCUGGCACUGCGUCUGCCAGCUGGGCUGGAGAGGAGCGGGCUGCGAUACUUCCAUGGAGACGGCAUGCGGCGAUGGGAAAGACAACGACGGAGAUGGCCUGGUGGAUUGCAUGGACCCAGACUGCUGCUUGCAGCCACUGUGCCACGUCAAUGCGCUGUGCCUGGGCUCCCCGGACCCCCUGGAUAUCAUCCAGGAGACGCAAGCCCCCAUCUCCCAGCAGAGCUUGCAUUCGUUCUACGAUCGGAUCAAGUUCCUGAUCGGCAAGGACAGCACUCACAUCAUCCCAGGAGAAAAUCCUUUUGAAGGAGGACACGCAUGUGUGAUUCGAGGCCAGGUGAUGACGGCAGAUGGGACCCCUCUAGUUGGAGUGAACAUCAGCUUUGUCAACAAUCCUCUUUUUGGAUACACAAUCAGCAGACAAGAUGGCAGCUUUGAUCUCGUUACCAUUGGUGGGAUCUCCAUUAUCCUGCACUUUGAGCGGGCUCCCUUCAUCACCCAGGAGCACACGCUGUGGCUGCCAUGGGAUCGCUUCUUCGUGAUGGAAACCAUAGUCAUGAGGCAUGAAGAGAAUGAGAUCCCAAGCUGUGACCUCAGUAACUUUGCCCGGCCCAACCCUGUGGUCUCUCCAUCUCCGCUGACAGCUUUUGCAAGUUCCUGCUCGGAGAAAGGUCCUAUUGUUCCUGAAAUCCAGGCUCUACAGGAAGAGAUUAAUGUUUCCGGUAGUAAAAUAAAAGUGAGUUACCUGAGCAGUCGCACAGCUGGCUACAAAUCAGUCCUGAGGAUCAGCAUGACCCACCCCACCAUCCCCUUCAACCUCAUGAAAGUCCACCUCAUGGUGGCCGUCGAGGGACGCCUAUUCAGAAAGUGGUUUGCAGCUGCUCCAGACCUGUCCUAUUAUUUCAUCUGGGAUAAGACAGACGUCUACAGCCAGAAGGUGUAUGGGCUCUCGGAAGCCUUUGUUUCAGUAGGUUAUGAGUAUGAAUCCUGUCCUGACUUGAUCCUGUGGGAGAAGAGGACAGCUGUGCUUCAGGGUUAUGAAAUUGAUGCUUCCAAACUUGGAGGAUGGACCCUGGACAAACACCAUGCCCUCAACAUACAAAGUGGCAUCUUGCAUAAAGGAAACGGGGAAAACCAGUUUAUUUCCCAGCAGCCGCCUGUAAUCGGAAGCAUUAUGGGCAACGGCCGCAGACGUAGCAUUUCUUGUCCAAGCUGCAAUGGUCUUGCAGAUGGGAACAAACUCCUGGCUCCUGUUGCCCUAACAUGUGGCUCUGAUGGAAGUCUUUAUGUUGGAGAUUUCAACUACAUCCGAAGGAUCUUUCCCUCUGGCAAUGUCACCAACAUACUGGAGCUGAGAAAUAAAGAUUUCAGACAUAGCCACAGCCCAGCUCAUAAGUAUUACUUGACCACAGAUCCAAUCACCGGCUCCAUCUACCUCUCCGACACCAACAGCCGACGUAUCUAUAAAAUCAAGUCAACCACAUCAGUGAAAGACAUUGUGAAGAAUUCGGAGGUCUUGGCUGGAACUGGGGAUCAGUGCCUCCCGUUCGAUGAUACCCGCUGCGGAGAUGGAGGCAAAGGCACUGAUGCUACCCUUACAAAUCCCAGGGGCAUCACUGUGGACAAGUUUGGGCUGAUUUACUUUGUGGAUGGCACUAUGAUCAGGCGGAUUGAUCAGAAUGGGAUCAUCUCAACUGUGUUGGGUUCCAAUGACUUGACAUCAGCUCGGCCUCUCAGCUGUGACUCUGUCAUGGACAUUUCUCAGGUUCGUCUAGAAUGGCCCACAGAUUUGGCAGUCAAUCCAAUGGAUAAUUCACUCUACGUCCUCGACAAUAACGUUGUGUUACAGAUAUCUGAGAACCACCAAGUGCGCAUCGUGGCGGGGAGGCCCAUGCAUUGCCAGGUGCCGGGCAUGGAUCAUUUUCUCCUUAGCAAGGUGGCAAUCCAUGCCACGCUCGAGUCUGCUACCGCCCUGGCUGUCUCACAUAACGGGGUCCUGUAUAUUGCUGAGACUGAUGAGAAAAAGAUCAAUCGCAUCAGGCAGGUCACCACCAACGGAGAGAUUUCUCUCGUUGCUGGUGCACCAAGCAGCUGUGACUGCAAGAACGAUGCUAACUGUGACUGCUUCUCGGGGGAUGAUGGCUAUGCCAAGGAUGCCAAACUCAAUGCGCCAUCCUCCCUUGCGGUGUGUGCAGAUGGGGAGCUGUAUGUUGCUGAUCUUGGAAAUAUCCGAAUCCGCUUUAUUCGGAAAAACAAACCAUUCCUCAACACACAAAAUCUAUAUGAGUUAUCCUCACCCAUAGACCAGGAACUCUACUUGUUUGACACCAGUGGUAAGCACCUUUAUACUCAGAGCCUUACCACUGGAGAUUAUCUUUACAAUUUUACUUAUUCCGGAGAUGGAGAUAUAACCCUGAUCACUGACAAUAAUGGCAACUUAGUCAAUAUCCGAAGAGAUUCCACGGGGAUGCCCCUCUGGCUGGUGGUGCCCGAUGGCCAAGUCUACUGGGUGACAAUUGGUACCAACAGCGCGCUCAAGAGUGUAACAACACAGGGGCAUGAAGUGGCCAUGAUGACGUACCACGGCAACUCCGGUCUCCUUGCCACUAAAAGCAAUGAAAACGGUUGGACAACGUUUUAUGAGUAUGACAGCUUUGGCCGCCUGACCAACGUCACCUUCCCUACUGGCCAAGUGAGCAGCUUCCGCAGUGAUACCGACAGCUCCGUGCAUGUCCAGGUGGAAACCUCCAGCAAGGAUGAUGUUACGAUAACAACCAAUCUGUCGGCAUCGGGAGCCUUCUACACCCUGCUCCAAGACCAAGUCCGAAACAGCUACUACAUCGGCGCUGAUGGCUCUCUCAGACUGAUGCUCGCUAACGGCAUGGAGGUGGCCCUGCAAACCGAGCCGCAUCUGCUGGCUGGCACCGUCAACCCCACGGUGGGGAAGAGGAAUGUCACCCUGCCCAUCGACAACGGCCUCAACCUCGUGGAGUGGAGGCAGAGGAAGGAGCAAGCGAGAGGGCAAGUCACCGUCUUUGGACGUCGGCUGAGGGUUCACAACAGAAACCUGCUGUCCCUCGACUUUGAUCGUGUGACAAGGACAGAGAAAAUCUAUGAUGACCACCGCAAGUUCACGCUCCGCAUCCUCUACGACCAGGCGGGAAGGCCCAGUCUCUGGUCACCCAGCAGCAGACUGAACGGGGUCAACGUCACCUAUUCCCCAGGAGGACACAUUGCAGGGAUUCAGAGGGGCACGAUGUCAGAAAGGAUGGAGUAUGAUCAGUCCGGCAGAAUUACGUCCAGGAUCUUUGCUGAUGGCAAAUCAUGGAGCUACACUUACUUGGAGAAGUCCAUGGUGCUGCUCCUUCACAGCCAGAGACAGUACAUCUUUGAGUUUGAUAAGAAUGACCGGUUGUCAUCAGUGACCAUGCCCAACGUUGCCCGUCAGACUUUAGAAACCAUUCGUUCCAUUGGUUACUACAGGAACAUCUACCGGCCACCAGAAGGCAAUGCCUCGGUAAUUCAGGAUUUCACAGAGGAUGAGCAGCUCCUCCACACUUUGUACUUGGGCACAGGGAGACGUGUCAUCUACAAGUAUGGAAAGUUGUCCAAGUUAGCCGAGAUGCUCUACGACACCACAAAGAUCAGUUUCACUUAUGACGAAACCGCUGGCAUGCUGAAGACCAUAAACUUACAGAAUGAAGGGUUCACAUGUACAAUCAGAUACAGACAGAUAGGACCCCUCAUUGAUCGACAAAUUUUCCGCUUCACUGAGGAGGGCAUGGUGAAUGCACGCUUUGACUAUAAUUACGACAACAGCUUUCGGGUGACCAGCAUGCAAGCAGUCAUCAACGAGACACCUUUACCCAUUGAUCUCUACAGGUACGAUGAUGUGUCAGGCAAAACUGAGCAAUUUGGUAAAUUCGGAGUCAUUUACUACGAUAUCAACCAGAUUAUCACCACUGCUGUCAUGACUCACACUAAACAUUUUGAUGCCUAUGGCAGGAUGAAGGAGGUCCAGUACGAGAUAUUCCGGUCGCUCAUGUACUGGAUGACUGUGCAGUAUGACAACAUGGGGAGAGUGGUUAAGAAAGAGCUGAAGGUCGGCCCUUACGCAAACACAACUAGGUACUCAUAUGAAUAUGAUGCUGACGGCCAGUUGCAGACAGUGUCUAUAAAUGACAAACCACUCUGGCGUUACAGCUACGACCUAAACGGAAACCUCCAUUUGUUGAGUCCGGGGAAUAGUGCCCGCCUUACACCGCUCAGGUAUGACCUCAGGGAUAGGAUUACUAGACUGGGGGAUGUGCAGUACAAAAUGGAUGAAGAUGGCUUCCUGAAGCAAAGGGGCAAUGACAUUUUUGAGUAUAAUUCAGCUGGCCUGCUCAUCAAAGCCUACAAUAAAGCUAGUGGGUGGAGUGUGAAAUACCGCUAUGAUGGCCUAGGAAGGAGAGUCUCUAGCAAAACCAGCCAUGGCCAUCACUUGCAGUUCUUCUACGCAGACCUGACCAACCCAACCAAGGUCACCCAUUUAUACAACCACUCGAGCUCCGAGAUCACCUCCCUCUACUACGACCUCCAAGGCCACCUCUUCGCAAUGGAGCUCAGCAGCGGUGAUGAAUUCUACAUAGCCUGUGAUAACAUCGGCACUCCUUUGGCUGUCUUCAGUGGGACUGGCUUAAUGAUUAAGCAGAUACUGUACACAGCGUAUGGGGAGAUCUAUAUGGACACCAAUCCCAACUUCCAGAUCAUCAUCGGCUACCACGGAGGACUGUAUGACCCCCUCACAAAGCUUAUCCACAUGGGACGGAGAGACUACGAUGUGCUAGCGGGUCGGUGGACGAGUCCAGACCAUGAUAUGUGGAAGCAUCUGAGUAGCAAUAACAUAAUGCCUUUCAACCUGUAUAUGUUCAAAAACAACAACCCUAUUAGCAACUCUCAGGAUAUCAAAUGUUACAUGACAGAUGUCAACAGUUGGCUGCUCACCUUCGGGUUCCAGCUACACAACGUCAUCCCCGGCUACCCCAAGCCAGACAUGGAUGCGAUAGAGCCGUCCUAUGAGCUAAUCCACACACAGAUGAAAACCCAAGAAUGGGACAAUAGCAAGUCAAUUUUGGGGGUCCAAUGUGAAGUGCAGAAGCAGCUGAAGGCCUUUGUCACUCUUGAGCGCUUUGAACGGAUCUACAGCUCCAGCAUCGCCGGGUGCCGGCAGGUCAAGAAGAACAAGAACUUUGCCUCUGGAGGCUCUAUCUUCGGCAAAGGCGUCAAGUUCGCCAUGAAGGACGGGCGCGUGGCCACCGACAUUAUCAGUGUGGCCAAUGAGGACGGGCGGAGGAUCGCGGCCAUCCUGAACAACGCCCAUUACCUGGAGAACUUGCACUUCACCAUCGAUGGGGUGGACACGCACUAUUUCAUUAAGCAAGGGCCGUCGGAGGGCGACCUGUCCAUCUUGGGCCUCAGCGGUGGGCGGAGGACCCUGGAGAACGGCGUGAACGUGACAGUGUCCCAGAUCAACACAGUGCUAAGUGGAAGGACUAGACGUUACACGGACAUCCAGCUCCAAUACGGUGCGCUGUGUCUAAACACUCGCUACGGGACCACCUUGGACGAGGAGAAGGCCCGUGUCCUGGAGCUGGCCCGACAGCGCGCUGUCGCCCAAGCUUGGUCCCGGGAACAGCAGAGACUGCGGGAUGGGGAGGAGGGUAUUCGCUCGUGGACAGAAGGGGAGAAGCAACAAGUGCUAAACACGGGCCGGGUACAGGGCUACGACGGCUAUUUUGUGAUCUCAGUGGAGCAGUACCCCGAACUCUCAGACAGCGCCAACAACAUCCACUUCAUGAGACAGAGCGAAAUGGGCAGAAGGUGACAGAGAGGGUCGAUGCGGUGACUUCUUGCCAAAGACAGCUACUCUUUUGUGGCCACUUACCUGACUGUGUUGUACUCAAUCCUUUUUCUAAACUGAACAAGGCGGGGGGGGAGGAAAAUAGAAAGAGAAGGAAUAAUACGGUUGCACUGUAACUCAUGCAACAUACUUUUUUUUUCCCUCUUUAAUUUGGCCUUCACGCGUUUUUUGCAAUGAACAGAAGGUAUAUUUUGCCGUAGUGUGAUCACAGUGAAAUUUACUGUCUCUUGUCCUUUUUGUUUUGUUUUGUUUUGUUUUCCCCCCCUUUGUGAGGAAUUUGAAGUGGGGAGUCGUCAACGUACGUCCUUAGGUGUGAAGUGCGAAAUGGGUGUCUGUGCUAACUUGUGUCAUCCUAACCCUUUCUGAUUUGGGGCAGGGACAGAUAGCCUUCCACCCGAAACACGGGGGGGCCCGUGGCAUGCUGGAGAGCUCUUCCCGGGAAGAAAGGAGAUGGAAGACGACGCUGAUUCCGAUACUCCGAAAGCGACCGUCCGAAUCAUGUGCCUCAAAAGAGACCUUACAAGUAGUUUUCACGUUUCACUUGGGACAUAAAGUGUUUUUUUGGGGGCUCCUGCUGAGCAGAAGUAGAUUAUAGAGGCAAAGGAGCUGAUUAUAUUAACUUGCAAGAUGAUUCUCUUCCUUCCUGAACUGGAAUAAAAAAAGAAAAAAAAUCAGUCUUUUUUCAUUAUGAGAAUAGAUACUUUAUGGGGGUUUUUUGUGUGUGCGCAAAUCCUGGUUUUAGUUAAAAAACCUAGCAAAAGCCAAGAAAGGGACUCCUGCUCUAUUGAGAAAAGCUAAAACAAAUCCUCUCUCUCAUACGUAGAGCUGUUCUAUAGGUGGAUUUAAUGCACCCAUGUUGUACAUUUGCUAAUGGCAUAACUUCAUUAAAUGUAUAGUGUUUCAGUACACGAGGCUACGUGUUUAACAGUCCACUGUGCUGUAUCUGAUAAAACCAGUUAAUUUUUAGGAAGCUGAUUUGAAUUUGAAAGUAGUUAUAGUAUCCCAGUGACAUACCACUGAAAAUUAGAGCAAGCCAAACCCUGCUUUUCCUGAUGCUGGAGCUUGUAUUUAUUGGCUGGGAAAUGCAGUUUUGAGUAGCAUGCUGGCAAGUCGUUUAUGACUAUGGCAGAUAAAUGUCUCCCGGGGACUUUGGCAGCAGGGAUUUUAAAAUGUUUAAUAAGUAGCAACAGCUUGUGCAUGGUGGGACAAGAAGGAGAAUAUUGGAAUCAACCCUCUCACUGUUUCUUACACGAGCUCGAAUUAAGCGGAGAGCCCAGUUGACGGUAGGCAGCGAAGAAGGGGGAGGUUGAAUGGAAAUGCCCACUACAGAGGGGACCAAGUGCUUUAAUAAGAAACUGCUGACAAAGUUACUCGGCAUGCUAAUGUAAUUUGUGUUCACAUAACCUCUGUGCUCCGGUAUUUGCAAGAGUCCUUGAAAUUCAAGGGAACAAGGAGAUGAGCUUAGCAUCCUCUUCCCUGCCUGAAGCAGCCCUGUGGUAGCAAGGGCCAUUCCUGCAGGCAGGCGGAGGUGUUACCCCACCUCUCGCUGGAGCUCCGGCUGGAGAUGGCCAACCCUGGUCCCAAAUAGACGUCUCUUAUCACACUGACACCUGCACAUGUCCUGACUCUAAGAGCUCUCACCGUCUCUCUGAGAACAUCUCGGUCCUGAUUUUUUUUUUUUUUUUUUUUUUUAUUCCACCUCCUUCAGUUUUUGCUUCCCGAUUCUGCAGAGAGAUAACCCGAGAUGUGCAAAUCCAUGCCAAGGCUGUUUCCUUACUCGGAGCCCUACAAUGCACCAGUGUCCCCAGAGCCAGCCCUCCUGCGCUCCUGCCACCACCACUGACAUCCUCCAACACAGCCUGAUAUUUCUCUGCAGGCUCCAGCCCCCAAGAUAAAGCAGGGGCGUAUGUUGGGCAUGCACUCCUCGAGCAGCAAAAUGUUGGCAGCCCCAGUGCUAUCGUGGUUUCCCCAUAGAUGCCGGCUGCCAGCUCCGGCUGCCUUGCCUGUCUGUUCCCGGGUGCUUGCCAGGAGGAAGGUGAUGGGAUGGAAAUUCCCCCCAACAGACUGUUCCUCCUCCAAUUCCCAAUCCCUACUACCUUUGCCUGCGUGGCCAGAGUUCUGGCGGCUGCAGGGUCCCAGGGCUGAUCCACGUUGGGGCCACCCGCCGGUAUGGUCCUGAUUUUCUGGUGGUCCCUCCUGCUUGCAGCAAGGGUGACGUUGCUGCUGCUGCAACCCAGUGCUGUACUUUGAACCACCCCUCGCAGCAUGCAACCUCUAUUACUUUGGCAGGAGUGAAUCGCAGGCAGCUGGACUAGAAAGGGUAUCAGGCUUCAGCAGAGCCGGCUGGGAGGAGACGCGUUGGCCGGGCCAGCUUUUGGCUUUGGCAAGGGAGCAGUUGCUUUGGGCAGCUGCCUGCCAGGGAUGGUUAAAAGGCCGUGGCAUUACCGCCUGCGUUGCUGGUAUCAAACUCUUGGCGAGCCUUGGUUGCCCCGAGGAUGCGCUGGUGGGGAUUAGAGGCAGUGUUGGCCAAAGCAGCAGUUGCCACCUACUCGAAGGAGGCAGCACCCUCUUCCCAGGGCUGCCCAGCUCCCUGCUUCCCCCUCCCCGAAUCACACCAGGGACAAAUUCCUCCCAGAACUUCCACCUUGUGAUGGCUUUGAGUGUCUAAAACAGCAUGCACGGAGCAAAAAAGACCUGCGGGAAGCUGGGUCGAAAGGCGUAAACCGCCGGCGAAGACCUGCACUGCAGAGAGAGCUCGAUGUGCAUCCCAUUUACACCGCUCCCCUCCAAGUGGCUCCAAACAGAAGUGGUGCUUCUAUAUCCAUCCCCAUCCAUGUGUUAAUGCUAAGAGGAGUGGUGCAAGAGUAAAUGGGCCACCUUUCCACGCAGCCAGGGAAAGGGAUUCGAGUGUGAAAUAUUCCUACUGGAACCCUGCCGGCCUGAGAUGGCACCUCGACAGCCUUACACAGACUCUUCAGGUUAUUACACGAGCUAAUGACUUUGAGGAGUUCACCCAUUUUUCAAGAGUCUUACGGUCCCGCCGCAGGCAUACGGCAUGCCUAGACCCGGGAGCCAUCCCGCUCUGCGCCACGGCAAAGGCAGCUCGGCAUCCUCAAGCAGCGGUGGGAUGUGACUGCGCCCGUCUGGCUGCCGGGUCUGGGGGGGGUCUUCUCCUGGCGCUGCACCCGACACGGGAACUAUGGACAUUAUGUCAAAAAAGGGGAAAAAAAAUAUAUGUAUGUAAAAGUAUAUAUAUGUAUGUGUUGCUCUUCGCUUUAUCAAAGCCUUUAACCAAAAAAAUUAAAAGGGAUGGCUGUCUGUGAAAGCUUUCCACUCUACCUGGAUGGCAAAACAAGAAACAAACAUUUUCAGUCCUGAAGCCCUAAAUUUCCCCCUUUGUUAGUGAAAAAAAUGCUUUUUCUACAGGAUCUCAAGUGUGUUCCCAUGGAAGUUGCAGGAUCGGGCUGUGAACACAAAGAGCCAUGCCCUCCUCGAGGGACUGCGCUCUGCUAUCCACAAGCAUUUUCACUCGACCGAUGGCCCCAAAGCCCCUUCCCAGCCCUUGCAUCGCCCCGUUUGCCUCCCCGUGGGGCCGUGUUGCGGCUGCCCGACCCUUCUUGCUUUGCUUGCGGGCAGUGGGGGUAGCGGAUCCUCGCUUCUGUAAGACUGGGAGGUCCUGGGUGCAAAUCCCACGGCACAAACCCCCAUAUCCCAUUGCUUUAGAUGCUUUUUCAAAGGCCAGUUGCAUGCCAGACCAUCUCCAAGGGAUAAUGUCACUGUGGUCUCACAUGCUUUUACGGCUUGACUUUGAGAAGUCGCUAUUUUCUUGACUCCCAAAAAGAGGACUCGCUCCUCCACCAAAAGGAGUUUCCCUUCAAAACGCAAAGGCGUAGCUUAAAUUACUUUGAACUCCUGGGCUUGCCUCCAGUCCGAAGGGUGGUGGGAAGGAUCGUGACCGAGUCUCACAGCUCGGAGGAGAAAGUCCAGCACUCUGGAGCGGGGGCUGCGUCUCGCGGUGUGAGCGGUGGGUAAGGACAAACAGCUCAAGCGCUGAAGAGCUUCUGCUGGUGCCGACACCUGCUCCAUUUGAAGGAACAGCAGCGAUGGGACCAACCUGCUGUGGCAUCCAGACAUGAGCCAGUGCCACGAGGGCUCUGCAGCUCAAAAAAACAUCCCGUGUGCUCAGCCCGAGGGGAGAGGAGCAAGACUAAUUUGGCAUCGCGAGAGAUGCUGCAAUGUUUGUUUCCUCCAAGCUCUUUUUUUUUUUUUUUUUUUUUUUUUUUUUUUUUUUCCCUUUCAACUGAAGAUUGGAGCUUGGAAAAAUCAUUAAGCAGCAGUGACCGGAGGGAAUCACGCAGCUCAUCAUAUCUUUGUCAUCACAGCUAUUGAUCAGAGCCAUGAUGAAAAUGGGCCAACAACUCUAAACAGCACCAGGCGAAAGCCGAUGAGACGAAGGUCGUUAAGAGCCUCAAUGCUUGAUUCGGGUUUAAAAGACACAGAUGAUUGGGAGCAGUCCCUGAGACACCAUUUGGCUGUAACUUAGAAACAGUGAGGGAUUUCUGUAAUAUAUCUGUAGUUGCUUUAUUGAGCGUAGGGAUCGGCAUGAGAUUCUGCUCAGUCUAUUAUACAGACAGCGUAACCAGAAUAAAUCAAAAUUGUUUUAAAAAAAAAAAAAAAUCUAAUAAAGUACUUUUUCAGCUGUGACUUAUAAGUGUCACCGUGAUAGAUGGCAGUGCAAUCCAUUAUGCAAAGGCAAGGCUUUUAACAUGAAAUUUUAGAAUUCAAUUUUACGACUUACAGAGAGGGCCCCCCUCGUAUUUACGGCACGGCAGUCUGUUUUGAUUCAAUCUCUGCGUAAUUGAAACCAGGGCCAGGGAUCUCGGUUAGUCCUACGGCCACUUUUUAAAUGGGGAGGAGAAAUAAGAGACUAUCACGUUAAUAAUGGAGCUAAAAAGAUGGCUUUGCUUGUUAAAUCUUAUUCACUUUAUCUCCUCGCUCUGGUGGCACUGCCAAAACUGGGAAACCCACAUGCCAUGCCUCCGUGCCGGGGCUGGGGUUUGGUGGGAUAAAUUCUGGCUCCCAUUCGGCCGGCAGCAUCCUCCAUCCCGCGGUGAGUGUGGCCGGGGGCAUUUUUGCUGCUGUUCUUACAGUCCUCCACAGGACAGCAAGUUUUUCAGCAUCUCUUUUUAUUAUAAUCACUCUUUUUAUUAUGAUCACUAAAUAGUUAGAUAUUUGAAUCCCUCCAUUACACUGAAGAAUUUUCACGAGUUUUGUAAAAAAAAAAAAAAAAAAAAACUCACAGCUUUUUUGUGGGUUUUUUUUCAUCUCUAGGGUAUAUUUCAAUAAAAUUACUUGCGACUGUAGAGCAAACGUUAAACAGACACCAUGGGGACGUGUAGCACCCUGUCCAGAAUCCCCUGUCUCGCUCCUGGAUGAAGGGCCAUUUCCCACGGCGCUUUUCUAUCUCUGCUACCCGAACUGAAAACAACCCAGCCUGCCCGAGGGAAACCUUUUGUGUCUCUUGCCUGCUUUCCUUUAAUUGCCAUAAAACUUUGUGUUCAUGACAAGGUAUUACAUGGCUCAACUGUUAACUCCCAUCCCAGAGGUCAAUGCUUUCUGAGCAGGGGAGCAUAGAAAACCACAAAUGAAAAUUAACUAAAAAUAUAUAUACAUAUAUAUAUAUAUAUAAUUUUUUUUUCCUCAGAGCUGGAAACUGUUCAAGCGAACAAUAGAACUUUCCAAAAAGAAAUUUAAAACUUUUGGACAGUUCGCAGGUGUUGUUGAAAUAACCAAUCAAAGAAUCACACUUUUCUAUUAAAAAAAAAUAAAUGUUUAUUUUGUGUGAGGACUUCCAAUGCAGCUCCAGCCGAGAAGAGGACUUUGUAUCAAAGCUGCAUCUGUAAGCCCAGCACUGGAGACUCGUGUCAUUACCCUGUGUAAUAAUUUUCCUGAAGUCUGGAACUAAUUUUUUGAGAAAUUUUUUUUCUCGAACCUUUGUGUUUCUAAUACUGUAUUCUUGACUGUGUAAAUACAACCAGGCUGUAAAUAAGUGCAGAUGUAGAUACCUUCUAGAAAAAAAAAAUGAACAGACAAAAGUGACCGUGUGUAGCCUUCGGUGACAAAUAAAAGAAUAUUUUGUGUUUAAA